AUGUACUAUAUUGAUGACUUGACGACGCAGUCAUCUAUAUACUCCGCAUCUUAUCCUGCAGUGUAUAUCCAGGACGUCGAACGUCGAACGUCGAACGUCAAACGUCAAACGUCAAACGUCAAUCGAACACUAACACACCGCAACAAGAAUCACAAUAACAAUAACAAUACAAUGGCUCCAAAACGACAAGCAGCCACGAGCCCAUCCUCCUCCUCCGGCAGCUCUACGCCAGCAACAACGACAACAGCGACGACAACAACAACAACGACAUCGUCCUCCUCGUCGUCCUCGUCCGGACCAGUCUCCCUAUCACCCAAUUCCCCUCCGCAAGUAAUCAUCCAGCACAUCUGGCAGCGAUACAUACAGCAAACGCCUCCGCGCACAUUCCUACUCGAUGCAUUCAUGGCAUUUCUGGUCGUUGUGGGGGCAGUACAGUUUGUGUAUUGCGUUUUGGCGGGGAAUUACUUUGUCUUAACUGCUAGUUUGCGGAUGCAGACGAGUCCUGCUCCUAGCGUCGUCGGUUCCAAUAAUAAAUCGUCAUCGUCAUCGUCAUCGAAAGGGAAGAACGCCUCCAGCGGGGCUUCUUCGGCGGAGGAUACGAAUGUGGAGACUUCGCAUGAGAGAACGUAUUAA
Rasamsonia emersonii CBS 393.64 is the source of this 633-nucleotide messenger RNA. RefSeq names its product Oligosaccharyl transferase subunit Dad1. The transcript is spliced from 6 exons. Bases 1 to 633 code for a protein of 210 amino acids. Gene Ontology annotation, cellular component: membrane; oligosaccharyltransferase complex. The record is from RefSeq and is a predicted model, not a curated record. NCBI's taxonomy places the organism in Eukaryota, Fungi, Ascomycota, Eurotiomycetes, Eurotiales, Trichocomaceae.